UUUUAUGAAUGAAAGGAAUCCUGUGAGUGAGUAAUUCCGGGAAGCUCGCCUUACAACUCCGCGCCGCCCCCCGCGCCGCCCGCCCCACAACAAAACUCGGCGCUGCGCUCUCGGGAGCCCGGCUCGGAGCGACCGGCGGUCGGGACCGGAGGGGGAUCGGACAGGAGGAGGGCGCGGGCCGAGACAGCAACGCCGGGACGGCAGCGGCAGCCGCGCGUGCACUGGGCGCCAGGCGAAGCGGCCGCGGGCAGAAGAAGGUGGCGGGUAGAAUGGAGGAAGAGUUGGAGACGGGCACAGGGAGGUUUUCUCCUGGACAGUGUUCAGCUAGGCUCGGACUUGGCAUUCGCUUCGGACACUGACAAGCCGGGUCGUGGUGUCAGACCACCCACCCACGUCUCACCAACGCCUGCUCCCUGCCGGGCCCGGGGCUGGUGGCCUCGACACCCAGAACUGCUCCGGCCCCGUUUCUGCCGCUAGAGCUCCCUGUCAGGUCUCAGCCCAGAGGGCACCUUCUGCAAACAUGUCUGUGGACCCCUUAUCCAGCAAAGCCCUGAAGAUCAAGCGUGAGCUGAGCGAGAACACGCCGCACCUGUCAGACGAGGCCCUGAUGGGGCUGUCGGUGCGCGAGCUGAACCGGCACCUGCGCGGGCUCUCGGCCGAGGAGGUGACGCGGCUCAAGCAGCGACGUCGCACGCUCAAGAACCGCGGCUACGCGGCCAGCUGCCGCGUGAAGCGCGUGUGCCAGAAGGAGGAGCUGCAGAAGCAGAAGUCGGAGCUGGAGCGCGAGGUGGACAAGCUGGCGCGCGAGAACGCGGCCAUGCGCCUGGAGCUCGACGCGCUGCGCGGCAAGUGCGAGGCGCUGCAGGGCUUCGCGCGCUCGGUGGCCGCCACCCGCGGCCCGGCCGCGCUCGUGGCGCCAGCCAGCGUCAUCACCAUUGUCAAGUCGGCCCCCGGCCCGGGCCCCGCCUCCGCCCCCGGCCCCGGCCCCGCCCCCGCCGCCUGCUCCUAGUGCCGGCCACGCCCAUUCCAGGCCACGCCCCUCCGACCCCCCCCCCCCACUUCCUUCCCAAAGUGCCUAAGCGUGGUCUCUGUCCCUUGGUGCCAUUUCUCUGCAGCCACCAGCUCUUGUGGUGACCACAUGUUCCCUCCCGAGCCUGCUGUCUUCCUCGUUGUAGCCCCUAUAACCGGGACCCAAUAGGUGGCCCUGGGGUGGGGCACCUUUGGUGAGAAUGGUAGGGUGGGGUUGGCGCCUGGGGUCUCUUUUGGCGGAGAGUCCUGCCUUCUUGGACUGGGAGGAUGGAAUACAGAGCAGAUUAGAGAAGGGCUGUCGGGGAGAAGAGGGCCACCCCUCAUUGUGUAACCUGUUUGCUCAGAUCGUGCCACAGCCCCGCCUCCCCCCAGGAUUUAGGAAUAUGUCCUCUCCCGGGGCUGAGAAGUGAAGGUCAGUUAACAGAUGGGGACACCGUCCUCCAGCAGACAUGCCAGUGCCCAAGGCCAUCUGUGCUUGGUGGUUGAGCUGGGAAAGCUAGGCUUUCUUACUGCUGCCCCGAGAUUCCAGCCAGGGGAUCCCGCCGGGGGCUGGCAGGGGGCUUGUGGACACGGACUGGAAAGGGUGAUGGAAGGGCCUCCCUGACCCGGGAGCCGCCUCUGUGAGUUAAGGGAAGAGAAGUAGAAGGCCAGAGAAGGUGAUACAGAUGGAAGAGAUCGAAGGAGCUGGCCAGCCAAAGAGAACGGGGACCAAGGAGGUGACCACCCACUGUGGCAGGUGGGAAGACAGAUGCUCAAGUCCUGCAGCCAGGGGUGGGGGUCCUGAGAAGGGAAGGGUCCCACCCCUCCCCCUGGAAUGUCCACCGUGGCUUAGGGGCUGGCCACUGUCGUUGAUUGCCAUUCUCCUGGGAAGCCCAGCCCCAGCCCCAACCCUCCCUGCGCCUCCCUCUCCCCCCCUCCCCGCCCCACAAUACGGUUGUUCCUCCCCGCUGUUUAUUUAUUGCACGAAUCUAAGUUAUUCUCCCCAGCCAGAAACCUAGCACCCACUCCCUGGGAAAAGCGGUGUGUGGCCCUGCGCUGGACUUUAUAUUUUAUAUCUGCAAAUAAAUCACAUUUUAUCUUAUAUUUAGGGAAAGCCGGAUGGCAACGACCAAAAAAUGUUAAAAAAAAAAAAAAUGCAAAAAAUUCGCCCGGCCCCUAGAAUUUAUUUAUUUUCUGACUUACAGUAAGCGACUUAUCCGCCUUCUGUAUUUUGUAGACUUUCUGAAUAAAGUCGAGUUCUCUUUUUCCACGGAGAA
Molecule: messenger RNA, 2285 nt
Organism: Neofelis nebulosa (Clouded leopard)
Lineage: Eukaryota; Metazoa; Chordata; Mammalia; Carnivora; Felidae
Gene: MAFF
Product: MAF bZIP transcription factor F
Exons: 4
Coding region: 521-1009 (162 amino acids)
Biological process (GO): regulation of transcription by RNA polymerase II; regulation of epidermal cell differentiation
Cellular component (GO): nucleus
Molecular function (GO): RNA polymerase II cis-regulatory region sequence-specific DNA binding; DNA-binding transcription factor activity, RNA polymerase II-specific
Source: RefSeq, a predicted model, not a curated record